Moneuplotes crassus is the source of this 1638-nucleotide messenger RNA. Lineage: Eukaryota; Ciliophora; Spirotrichea; Euplotida; Euplotidae. The record is from the annotation of a GenBank genome assembly.
AUGUCGAAUUUAGACUCUUCGGAGGAAGACCCAUCUUCCUCUAAAGCGCUCUCAGUUGAUGAAUGAAUUCAGAGAGCAGGAGGCUUCGGUCGAUUCCAGUGGGUUCUCAUGCUAUGGGCAGGACUUGCGAGACAAGGAGUGAGCUUUUACUUCUAUACACUUGCGUACUCGGAGCUUGUACCGAAACUUGAGUGAAAGGAUCUCACUUUGCAGACGUUCGAGCCUUGAGAAGUUGAGGAUAUCUGUAAUGGCAGCGAUAUAAUUGAUAGAGACUUAUGGAGGGUAGACUACACUGAUUCCAAAAGUUUCCACAACUGGAUGACAGACCUUGAGCUGUACUGUCACAGUGACUUCAUGAUUGGGCUCUUUGGCUCUAUGCUUUUCCUGGGCUUUGCUCUUAGUGGAAUUGGUCUUAAGCAGUCAGAUAGAUUUGGAAGAAAAUAACACUAUUCUUGGCGGAAUACUCAUAUCUCUAAUAUCAGUGUUUAUAUUGUUCUUUUGGAGGAACCUGUAUGCCAAGUAUGUUGGACUUUUGAUUCUAGGAUUCAUUGGCUUCAAGAAUCUUGCAAUUUAUAUCCUGACUGUCGAGUCGGUUCCAAUGCAAUAUCAGAUAUAUGUUACAGGUUGGAUUUUAUCAUCAGAUCCGUUAUUUACUCUAAUUCCUGCAACUAUCUUCCUGAUGGCUGGAGGCAAACAACUACAGCAUUUCUUCAUUGUAGGAUGAGUAGUCGCAGUUCUUUCAUUCUUCUUGGUUUUAUUAGUGCCUGAAUCACCGAAAUUCUUAUUUGAGAAGAAAAGGUAUUCAGAACUGAGAAAGAAUCUAGCAUACAUGGCAAAAUUCAAUGGAGUCAGCAUGGGGGAAUACCAAAUUGAAGGAGAGACUCCUCCCUCAGGCUUCAGAGAAAACUCAGAAGAGAAUGGCCAAACAGAACAAAAAUUGUAUAGAGUAGAUUUAAUAAAUAGGAGUGAUUUAACUUCUGAAUCUCAGAUAGAAGCCAUUGAGAAUAUAGAAAACCGACCUUUGUUGGAGAAAGAGACAAGAAAGGAUUUCUCAGUACGGCAAGAACUCAAGAACAAAAGGACCCUGAUGAACCUUAUCUGCGUUAUAGUUAUCUUUUGUGUCGGAUCAUUCAAUUAUUAUAUGGUCGGUUUCUAUAUUAAGUAUGUUGGAGAUAAUAUCUAUAUCAACAUUUUAGCAAGUACGAGCUCGGAGAUUGCAGGAAAUUUUGCAUUUGCUUUCAUUCAAAAAUGAAUUGGUUCCAAAAAGUCUUUGAUUGUUUGUUUCAUGCUGUCUCUUGCUUCAGCUAUACCAUUGUUGUUUGUAAACAACUCCAUAGUUAUUGCUAUUUGUGUUUUUUCAGGCAAGUUCUUUAUCGAAGGAGGAUUCACAGUUGCUUACUUUGUCAACCCUGAGAUUUUUCAUCCACUGUUUGUGCCAUUCUCAUUCGGGUUGUGAAAUUUUGUAGCCAGGAUAUUCACGAUAUUUGCUCCACAGGUGGCUGAGAUCAAACCAAGACAGACUCCAGUUAUUGUAUUGAUGGUUCUCGCAUUUUUGGCUACUUUCUUAACAACAUUUAUGAGAAAGAAGAAGUAAUUAAGAGGUUUAAAGAUGAUGUUUAAAGGAAUAAUGUUGAAAUU